UUAAGCCGUCAGCUGCCCGUUGGCACUACCUUGUACGACAUUGACAUAAUUGCUUCUAUUGGAUCUCGAUUGUAAUGCGAGUACUUCACAGGCAGGGCUGUUCACCGGACCAACGUGCAUCUCAGUCUAACCUAUCGUAUCUUUUGUUUACCUAUCGUCCCCGCAGAUCCCGCUGCAGCUUCUUUAAAAAACCAUGCCCACGCUCUCUCCGCUCUUCUGCAUCACGGUCGAGGCUUCAAUCAACGUAUCGAGAUGUUGUUCUGCGCUCUUAUUGCGACGUUUGCUAGCCUGGCAGCUAUGGCUGUGACUCAGACGCCACCAAUGGGCAACAAUGCAACCUACAUGAACCCUAUACUUGAUAGGGAGGCUGCAGAUCCAUGGGUGAUCCGAUAUGAUGACUGGUAUUACAUGAUCUUCUCCACGAAUGACAACAUCGUACUCCAUCGAAGCCGUAUCCUCACAGAUUGGCGACAGGCGGAAAAUAAGACCAUCUUCACGCCCGAGGAAGGCCAGAACUACUCCAAAAGCCUAUGGGCUCCAGAGCUGCACCAACUCGACGACAAGUGGUAUGUCAUCUUCACAGCCGAUCCAAGGGGCGACAAUCCACCGCCUGAGAUCGAAAUGUACUGCUACUGGAACUGCCCUGCCGUGCUGCACCGUAUGUUUGUCCUCGAGAGCUCAGGCUCUGAUGCGUGGAACUCAGACUACAGUAUGAAGGCCGAGCUCAACACAUACGACCAGUUCGCCAUCGACGGAACAUACUUCAAGCAUGACACGGGUCUGUAUCAUAUCUACAGCUGUUGGUACCAGUCCUACUCUGCGUGGCCCGCCAAUCUCUGCAUCCAGAAACUCUCCAACCCCUGGACCGUUGAAACAAAUUUCACCGAGCGUGUCGUCCUCAGCACACCGUCAGAGCCCUGGGAGAAGACGCCCUACGGCCGGCAAGAGAACGACCGCCUCUCUUCCAACGAAGGCCCCGAACAGCUUGUCAACCCGCAGACGGGCCAGAUGUUCGUCAUCUACUCUGCUGCACGCUCUGACAACCGCAACUACUGUCUCGGCCAGCUCGAGCUCGUCGGCGAAGACCCCAUGAAUGUCAACGACUGGAAGAAGCACACGGCCGGCUGCGUCUUCUACCAGAACGCGUUGGAGAAGGCGUACGGUGUCGGGCACGCCAGCUUCACGACGAGUCCGGACGGGAGCGAGAGUUGGAUCGUGUAUCACGGCAUGAGGAACCCGACGAACGGGUGGCAAGCGAGGACGGUGCGGGCGCAGAAGUUUGACUGGAAUGACGAUGGCAGUCCGAAAUUUCCGCGACCGGGCUAUGGGCCGUAUGCUGUUGCGUCGGGAGAGCAAUGACUCCGCUUGGGGUGGAGCGAUGAUAACAAUGGUUUCGCUGCAUCUGAUACCUUACAGCAGCUUCCGAUGUGAGUCUAUCUAUGCAGUCUAGCAGUGGCCCACGAGGCUGGACAUCAUUAUUGAAAGUGCCGUCUCUGCUCAGUGCGUGACCAUGAAGUCCUCACAAAAACCAACUCAUUCCGCAUGCAGACAGUCGAAAAAGUAGGGCUCACGAGUCGGGACUCGGCCCUCUACUAAGAGCCUUCAGCGCACACCUACUAACAAAUCA
Molecule: messenger RNA, 1627 nt
Organism: Pseudovirgaria hyperparasitica
Lineage: Eukaryota; Fungi; Ascomycota; Dothideomycetes; Acrospermales; Acrospermaceae
Product: alpha-N-arab-like proteininofuranosidase
Exons: 6
Coding region: 253-1359 (368 amino acids)
Biological process (GO): carbohydrate metabolic process
Molecular function (GO): hydrolase activity, hydrolyzing O-glycosyl compounds
Source: RefSeq, a predicted model, not a curated record